Messenger RNA from Solanum tuberosum (potato), 568 nucleotides. RefSeq lists its product as uncharacterized. The transcript has a single exon. The coding region runs from base 298 to 522 and encodes 74 amino acids. Gene Ontology annotation, cellular component: nucleus. Gene Ontology annotation, biological process: regulation of DNA endoreduplication. The record is from RefSeq and is a predicted model, not a curated record. NCBI's taxonomy places the organism in Eukaryota, Viridiplantae, Streptophyta, Magnoliopsida, Solanales, Solanaceae.
AAUUACUCAGCACUUUCGCGGGAAUUUAAAAACUUUCAAUUCAACAAAUCAAAAUCAACCACGUGUCUAAACUUGAUGCCACGUAGGAUAAUCAACAAUUAUAAUAUAUAGCUUCCCUCACACGAUUAAAUAGAAGUCAAAAUAACAGCUUCCUGAAGAAGUCUGUACUAUUAUAAAAUCUCACACACACAUGCUCUUUGUUAACUCAAUUUUUUCUUGAUUCUCACGAGUCUGUUUAUAAUCACGACUGUUAUAACUAUUUUCAAUUUUUGAGAGAGAUUGGCGCGUUAUGCGAUUAUGGUGAAGAGUGAUUAUGAAUUGGUGGAAAUAGAUGAAGGAUGCAACACACCAAGGCAUGAUAAAUAUAGGAUUUUGGUGAAUUCCAAGUGCCCGCCGCCAACGCCAAGGAAGAAAAGAAUUUAUGUGAAACAACAAAGUUCUCCACCUAAGGAAGGUUAUUUUCAGCCUCCUGAUCUUGAGAUUUUAUUCGCUAUCGUCCCAAGGAGGGUGACUCAUGUUUAAAUAUUGUCUAUUGAAAAUAACAUGAUAAUUUACUCUGUUUGUUUUU